GCUCAGCUGACGUCCCUCAUAAUACUACCAGUAUUUCUAUCCCUCCUAGUAAACCAUACCUGCCUCAAUCGAAAUGUCUGUCCCAACUCACAGUAUUCACUCCAUCCAUGGCACUUUCGCAGGCGUACCGUCCUACACUACUUUCUCAUCGAACGCUGGCGUCGUAAUCGAAGGCUCCCCAAUCAAUAAAAUCCAUCCAGGCUUUGCAAGAACCGCCUCUUGGCGCAUAGCGCCCGCUUCACUCCCUAGUUCAAGCUCUCGUCGUCUCCCAUCCUUCCCUGUAGCCCGUCGUGUCCCACCACCACCACCACCUCGUGCUAUCGCACAGGCUAUCCCCUUCCCCUCGGAAAACCCAUUUAAUGAUUCAAAUUCAUGCGCCCUUCCCAUACCACAACGACCCGUUCCCCAGCGCACCCACCUCGCUUCACAAUCAUACACCGUCAGACUCCCCGGCUCAAACCCAAUCGACGUCCUAGUUCGUCAGCGAACUGCACAGCGGGCCGUACAGGAGCGCGAGACCCGGUGCAAGGUCAUUGCGGGUAUUUUGUUGAACAGGGUGCAUGCUGUAGGGAAGCCUAUGCGUCGGCUGCCUCCAAGUACGGAAGCGCCUCGGGCAUACAAGCGGAGCAGACUAUCAAUGACUACUACUGCUGAAGAGGUCUGUUGAACGUUUGACCGCGAGACAUUGAUUUAUGGAGCUGUGUUAGUUUUUAUAUAUAUGCUGGAUGUGUUGUAUAACAAAAUUUUAAUGAAACGAUCAAGACUCGGGGAACAAA
Suillus discolor is the source of this 776-nucleotide messenger RNA. RefSeq lists its product as uncharacterized. Lineage: Eukaryota; Fungi; Basidiomycota; Agaricomycetes; Boletales; Suillaceae. The record is from RefSeq and is a predicted model, not a curated record. The transcript is spliced from 2 exons. Bases 74 to 667 code for a protein of 197 amino acids.